Molecule: messenger RNA, 2574 nt
Organism: Oryza sativa Japonica Group (Japanese rice)
Lineage: Eukaryota; Viridiplantae; Streptophyta; Magnoliopsida; Poales; Poaceae
Product: conserved oligomeric Golgi complex subunit 2
Biological process (GO): intra-Golgi vesicle-mediated transport; Golgi organization; protein transport
Cellular component (GO): membrane; COG complex
Source: RefSeq, a predicted model, not a curated record
ACCCAUCCCCAGUAGAGGAGGAAGCGCCAGAUCUCCACACCCACCCGCGCCGCAGAUCCAGCCAGAGCCAUGGCGGAUCUCGCCGUGGCGGCGCCGCCGCCGACGGACCUCUUCGGCGAGCCCAUCGAGGCGCACCCGCCGUGGUUCAAGCCCGACUCCUUCCUCCGCCCCGACUUCGACCCGGACGCCUACGUCGCCGACCUCCGCUCCUACGUGCCCCUCGACAGCCUCGCCGCCGAGCUCCGCUCCCACCUCGCCUCCCUCCGCGCCGAGCUCGUCGGCCUCAUCAACCGCGACUACGCCGACUUCGUCGGCCUCAGCGCCCGCCUCAAGGGCGUCGAUGCCGCCGCCGCGCGCAUGCGGCCCCCGCUCGCCGAGCUCAGGGACAAGGUCGCCUCCUUCCGCGCCGCAGCAGCCGCCGGGCUCGCCGCACUCCGCUCCGGACUCGAGCAGCGCGCGGCUGCCACGGCUGCACGGGAGCUUCUCGAGCUGCUGCUCGACACCUCCCACGUCGUCUCUAAGGUUGAGAAACUGAUCAAGGAACUACCAUCCGCCCCAUCUGAUUCAUCAAAUGUUGAGGCUGUUUCUGGUGAUAAGGGCUACUCAGGCAACGUUGCCACACCACCAAACAUGGAUGAUGGGACAGAUGUUAGGGAGACACAAAGCAUUCUCUUAGAAAGAAUCGCCAGUGAGAUGAACCGGCUCAAAUUCUACAUCAGUCAUGCACAGAACCUCCCUUUUAUUGAAAACAUGGAGAAGAGGGCCCAAGGUGCUACAAAACUACUUGAUGGUAGCUUGGAGCGUUGCUUUGUGGAUGGUCUAGAACAUCGUGAUGACAAAGUAAUAUACAACUGUUUGCGUGCUUAUGCUGCUAUUGACAACACAUCUUCAGCUGAAGAGAUAUUCCGUACAACAGUGGUGUCGCCGUUGAUCCAGAAGAUUGUUCCUCAAAACUAUGCAAAAGUGGUUGCUGGGGUAUCUUCUGAUGACCUAGAAGAUGAUUAUGAGCAGAUAAUGCAAUGCGUAGAAAAAGAUUGCAAAUUUAUUUUGGAGAUAUCCUCGUUGGCAAACUCUGGGCUUCAUGUUUUUGAUUUUCUGGCCAAUUCAAUACUCAAAGAAGUCCAUUUGGCAAUCCAGAAGGGAAAGCCCGGGGCGACCUCUCCUGGAAAACCUAAACAGUUCCUCAAAAACUACAAAGCAAGCUUAAGAUUCCUUGAUUUUCUGGAAGGUUACUGUUCAUCUAAGCCUGCUGUAACAAAGUUCCGCUCCGAGCCUGCUUAUGCCGAUUUCAUGCGACAGUGGCAUGUUGCUGUCUACUUCACAUUGAAAUUUCAGGACAUUGCUGGUGGUCUUGAUUCUGUGCUUACAGCCACAAUUACUCCUGCUGGAAUGCAUGACAAUCAAGCGAAGCCGCAGACACUGUUGUUGAAACAAAGCGUUAAGCUCUUAGAAAGUUUGCAGGCCUGCUGGAGUGACGAUGUUCUUGUUUUCUCCCACUCUGAUAAGUUCCUCCGCUUGUCUUUGCAGCUUAUUUCAAGGUAUACAACAUGGCUUUCUUCUGGUUUGGCUGCACGGAAAGCUUCUGAUGGGGGCUCAAGUUCUCCUGCGGAUGCUGAAUGGGCACUAUCUGUACCUGUGGAGGAUUUCAUUUAUGUAAUGCAUGAUGUAAAUGCUGUAAUAAGCGAGCUUUUGGAAUCAGGCCAAUUUGUGGAACAUGUAAACCAAUUGCUAGCAUCAUGCCCAACCGAAGUACUUGCUCUCGUGAAACACAGUAUACUGCAAGCUGUUGAGCCUUUAAAGGAGUUGUUGCCUGCUAUAAUGAAUGUCAUGAUUAUGGUGAUAGUUAAAAGGUCUAAUGAGGACUUGAAGCACCUAAAGGGAAUAACAGCAACAUAUAGAAUGACCAAUAAGCUUCCAGUAAGGCAUUCUCCAUAUGUAUCUGGGAUUUUGCAUCCACUUAAGGUUUUUCUUGAAGGUGACCGUAUUCACUAUUUAUCAGAAGAUGAUAAAGCAAAGCUGCGCCGUGGAUCGACAGAUAAGAUCACUUCAAUUUAUUAUGACAUGGUGUCUGAAGUAGUCACUGUGGCAAGGAAAACUGAAUCAUCAUUGCAAAGACUACGUCAAGGUGCACAAAGACGAGUAGGAGCUAAUACCGAUACCUCGGAUAACAUCAUUUCUGAUACUGACAAGAUCUGCAUGCAGCUAUUUCUUGACAUUCAGGAAUAUGCACGGAAUCUUCGUGCAAUAGGAAUAGAUGCAAGGGAAAUCGAAACAUUCAGAGCUUUAUGGCAGUGUGUUGCUCCUAGAGACAAACAGGAUAACAUCCAGUUUUGAUGUAAAGAUCAAUUUGAGUACAUAGAAGAAAAUUGCCUUAGGUCCCUCAAUAUCCGUAGAUACGUCUCGUGUUGUUCGUUUAGGAUGGAUGUUGGAAUGAUUUUUAUACAUAGAGCUCUGGAUUUUGAUUGUUUCAUUUUGGACGGUCUCCUCCGGAUUAUACAAGGGUCAAGGGUACAUCCAAAAUUUGAGAAGUGUAUCAAACCUCAUGUUGUUGGAAACACACCGAUUCUGUUGAAA